Molecule: messenger RNA, 1003 nt
Organism: Bradysia coprophila
Lineage: Eukaryota; Metazoa; Arthropoda; Insecta; Diptera; Sciaridae
Biological process (GO): positive regulation of voltage-gated potassium channel activity; sleep; regulation of synaptic transmission, cholinergic
Source: RefSeq, a predicted model, not a curated record
AACGAAAAUAGUAAAAGUUGACUAACUAAAACAACUCACUGUAAAAUAAAUCGUCACUCAUAUCGAUGGAUUUAAAUUGUACCAGCUCAGUUGAUUCCUGAAAAAGUAUAGAAAGAAAAAAAAACGAAAAAUGAAUUCCAACCUGUAUCUAGUUGUGUUGUGUUUAGUUUCCUCGAUUGGCCUUAGCAAUGGCUUGAAAUGUUUCAACUGUGAUUCACAUGACGAUAAAGACUGUUUCGAAUUAAAUGGAAAUACUACCGAACUUGUUCCGGAGGAAUGUACCAUUGAAGCGGUUUAUGGUGGUCCCUUAUCUGGAUUUCAAUUAGGCGUUACCACACAUUAUGCGGGAACGAAAUACGCCAGCAGUCUUGGGGUCGAAUACGAUUGCAUGAAAACAGAAAUCACUGUCAAGAGAACCGUUUUCGAAAAUGAAACAAGUCAAGUAUCUGAAAGGAAUGUUUAUGUUACCAGGGCGUGUUCAAUCAAGUCAGAACCGGAUGCUUGUGAUCGAUUUAAGAACAUGUUAAAAGGCAGAGCAAAUUCUGAGUUAAUAUUUUGUGGUCAUUGUGAUUCCGAUGGAUGUAACUUUGCUACGUCGAUAGUCGCUUGGCCGUCAAUGUGUAUCCUUGCUGUAGUGUUACUGGUGAUUAAAUAUAGCGUAAAUUGAAAACAAGGCUCUGUCACUGGCAGGGAAGAAACGUCAUUCUAAUAGAACAUUAGACAGCUCACUCCGAUUUAUUUCGCUGUUUCUGGAAGAGGCCAUCCAUAAAUUAUAUUUUACGCAUCUGAAAUCCUUUCAUAUUUUACGGGACAUAAUUGGUCAACGGUCUCUUCUUCUUCAUAUUUUUUUUUCUUUCUUCUUUAUUGUUUCGUUCAUCACCCAAUUGUGAAUCCAACCAACCCGCCGAUGCCAAUAGCUUACAAAUUAAAAUCAUAAUUUAUUAUAAUAGUAACCAUAUCUCAAUCAUGAAUAUAUACAUAAACAUUGAUUUAAGAAACGCCA